Aspergillus piperis CBS 112811 is the source of this 947-nucleotide messenger RNA. RefSeq names its product LYR motif-containing protein. The coding region runs from base 237 to 584 and encodes 115 amino acids. NCBI's taxonomy places the organism in Eukaryota, Fungi, Ascomycota, Eurotiomycetes, Eurotiales, Aspergillaceae. Gene Ontology annotation, cellular component: mitochondrial matrix. The transcript has a single exon. The record is from RefSeq and is a predicted model, not a curated record. Gene Ontology annotation, biological process: mitochondrial proton-transporting ATP synthase complex assembly.
UUUUUCUACUACACACAACCCCAUCCAUAUCCUGCUACAAACUUAGAGAGAGAGAGAAAGAAAUGUGAAAUCACGUGAUAUACACCGCAUCCUCCGUAAACUUAUCCGUAGCCAUCCAUCCCACACCCAUCAUCAAAUCCACCACCCAAACCUAUACCAAUCCACCCAAACUAAACACCUCCUCCUCCAUUCCAAAGGGAAAGGAAAAAAAAGAAAAGAAAAGAAAAGAAAUCAAAAUGUCCACAGCCGCGAAAACAACCACAACCUACCGCGCCCUCCUCCGCGAACUCCCCCGCCGGACCCUCUCCACUCCUACUCCUCUCCAACACCGCCUCCGCGACAUGUACACCACCACCAACAACCAGGGUGUUGUGGACGCAGACGCACAAGAAUCCCUCCGCCAACAUCGCCUCGACCAGGCAAACCAGUUCGCUAUCUACGCUAAAGCCCAGCGCGUGUAUGCCGAGCUCGUCGAGAGAUAUAACCCCGGUACUACCCUCGAUGAGGAGGAGAGGAUUCGGUUGACGGCUAGGCGGGUCGGGUGGGAUUUGCCUGUUGAGGCGGGGAAGGAGAAGGAUGAGUGAAUAGAUUGAUAUAUGGUUGGGGUAGAUACUUGAGGUGGGGAUGUAUGGAUAGGUGGAUGGAGGGUAGAAGAAGGUGGGAUAAAAUAUGUCAUGGGUGGAGUUUUGGGUGUAUAUUUUUUUUUUUCUCUAAAUUUGUGAGUCAUUUGUGGCUUUUGUGUUGGGAUUAGGGGGGUUUUGUAUGAUAUUUUGUAUGAUAUGGUCGGGGAGAGGGUUGUAUUAUAGAUAAAAUAUGAUGAUUGAUUUUGAGGGUCUUUUUAGAGGGGCGUUGUUGAGAUGGUAUGAGGAAGUUCUGUGUUGUUGUAGAGUUCAUUAUUAAUUGUAUUACUUUGAACUAUGAUGUCUUCUCUGACUGACUGAAUGGGC